Molecule: messenger RNA, 3527 nt
Organism: Nothoprocta perdicaria
Lineage: Eukaryota; Metazoa; Chordata; Aves; Tinamiformes; Tinamidae
Gene: ABCD3
Product: ATP binding cassette subfamily D member 3
Exons: 22
Coding region: 57-1862 (601 amino acids)
Biological process (GO): peroxisome organization; long-chain fatty acid import into peroxisome; fatty acid beta-oxidation
Cellular component (GO): peroxisome; peroxisomal membrane
Molecular function (GO): ATP binding; long-chain fatty acid transmembrane transporter activity; ATP hydrolysis activity
Source: RefSeq, a predicted model, not a curated record
GAAGUGGAAAACAAGCAUUGCAGAGCAAUGAGAAAGAGGGAAAGAAGGAGCGAGCGAUGGUGGACAGAGUGUUCAUUGCAAGAAUAUGUAGAAUCCUGAAAAUAAUGGUCCCAAGAACAUUUUGCAAAGAGACAGGUUAUUUGCUGCUCAUUGCUGUCAUGCUGGUAGUCCGCACAUACUGCGAUAUUUGGAUGAUUCAAAACGGAACAGUUAUUGAAAGUGCCAUCAUUGGUCGCAGCAGAAAAGAUUUCAAGAAAUACUUGUUCAACUUCAUUGCUGCCAUGCCUGCUAUCUCUUUAGUGAAUAAUUUUCUGAAGUAUGGAUUAAAUGAACUGAAACUUUGUUUUCGAGUAAGACUCACAAGAUACCUCUAUGAGGAAUACCUUAAAGGUUAUACAUACUACAAAAUGGGAAAUCUAGACAAUAGAAUAGCUAAUCCAGAUCAGCUGCUUACCCAGGAUGUAGAAAAAUUCUGUAACAGUGUAGUGGACCUAUACUCAAACCUUAGCAAGCCCUUUUUGGAUAUAGUUUUGUAUAUCUUCAAGCUAACAAGUGCAAUAGGAGCACAGGGUCCGGCUAGCAUGAUGGCAUACCUGAUUGUUUCAGGGUUUUUCCUAACACGCUUAAGGAGACCCAUUGGCAAGAUGACUAUUGUUGAACAAAAAUAUGAAGGAGAGUACAGAUACGUCAACUCGCGGCUUAUUACAAACAGUGAAGAAAUUGCUUUCUAUAAUGGAAACUUAAGGGAAAAACAGACUAUUCACAAAACCUUCCGUAAACUGGUGGAACACUUGCAUAACUUCAUCUUGUUCCGGUUCUCCAUGGGAUUCAUUGAUACUAUCAUCGCCAAAUACCUUGCCACUGUGGUUGGUUACCUGGUUGUUAGUCGUCCAUUUUUGAACUUGGCUGAUCCUCGCCAUCAAAAUAGUACCCAUGCAGAACUUCUAGAGGAUUAUUACCAAAGUGGAAGAAUGCUGCUAAGAAUGUCUCAAGCUUUGGGCAGAAUAGUCCUAGCAGGACGUGAAAUGACAAGAUUGGCUGGUUUCACAGCUCGAAUUACAGAAUUAAUGCAAGUUCUGAAGGACUUGAACAGUGGCAAAUAUCAGCGUACUAUGGUAUCACAAGAAAAGGAUGCAGAUAAGACACAAGCUUUGACUCUGAUUCCUGGCUCUGGAGAAAUUAUCAACACUGAUAACCUUAUCAAGUUUGAUCACGUUCCACUGGUGACACCUAAUGGAGAUGUUUUGAUUCAAGACCUUAAUUUUGAGGUUCGAUCUGGUGCAAAUGUUCUGAUUUGUGGGCCGAAUGGGUGUGGGAAAAGCUCACUUUUUCGUGUCCUUGGUGAGUUGUGGCCUUUAUUUGGUGGACGUCUGACUAAGCCUGUAAGAGGAAAGUUAUUUUAUGUUCCUCAGAGACCAUAUAUGACUCUUGGAACACUCAGAGAUCAAGUCAUAUAUCCAGAUACUUUAGAAGAUCAGCGAAAGAAAGGGAUUUCUGACCAGGUGCUGAAGGAGUAUUUGGAUAAUGUCCAGCUGGGUCAAAUCUUGGAACGCGAAGGAGGCUGGGACAGUGUUCAGGACUGGAUGGAUGUUCUCAGCGGGGGAGAGAAACAGAGGAUGGCAAUGGCAAGGUUAUUUUAUCAUAAACCCCAGUUUGCAAUUCUGGAUGAGUGCACUAGUGCUGUUAGCGUGGAUGUAGAAGGCUACAUUUACAGCCAUUGCCGUAAGGUUGGCAUCACUCUCUUCACUGUCUCCCACAGAAAGUCUCUCUGGAAACAUCAUGAUUUCUACUUGCACAUGGAUGGUAGAGGAAACUAUGAGUUUAAGAAGAUAACUGAAGACACAGUUGAAUUUGGAUCCUAAAAUUCAUCAACUGCACUGCUAUAGAGACUGUUAAUUACAGGAAAUAUGUGGAAUGGCAGAUAUUGUACAAUAAAACUAUUCAGCUUGUUUUUUAAACAAAUUAACUAGGAUAACCCAAAACAAGCUGCUAAGCAUUUACUAUUGUGUAGGAUAUUGCUAAUUGUGUAUAUGUUGGUUUAAUUAUUAAUAUGUACUAAGAAUGUCCUUAUUCUUGUGGUUUAAAAACCUGCCUAAAUUAAAUUGGGCUUAAAUCGGUGUAACCUGAUUCAUCUUGGGAUGCAAACCAUUUGAAAUCAGCUGAUUUGACUUUUGUAGACCUUCCUUCCCUUCCAUGAAAAGCCCUGUUAAAGUUAGGGUUGCUACCUCUGUUACUCCUGCAAACCAGGCUUGGAUUCUUGCUCUGUUCUAUGCAUAUUUCUGAGUUAUCUUACAUGGUGCAGGACAGUCUCCCAUCUUCAGAUCUGUGCCCUACUAGCUUGAUGAAAGAGCCUUUUCCUUCACCAACCCUUGUAGCCAAUAUGCCCUUGUUGGUAAAGAAUGAACUGAACGUGAAAGAUGAGACUAAUUCCCUCGGAUAAAAAACUAAGCUUGUUCCCUGGUGGAUUUUGUUUAAGUUCUCUUUAGCUUUUGUCUGUGUAUAGGAUUGUCUGCUGUUCACCUCUUUCUUUCCCAGCUUAGAAAGAGCUUUCUCCUUCUGCCAUCUCAACCAUCUCCUCUCAGAAGAAUACUGUGAUAAUGAAGAGUUGAGAGUUGGUUGAGGGAGGAAACAGUUGGCAGGGAAGGUGGGGGAGAGAAGGAGGGGGGGAAAAAAUAGUGAAGUUGCGUUGUUGUGUGCACCAAUAUGGAUCUUUGAAUAUUUUUUACUGGAGGUUGUUCGUGUUUUCAACUCUGAAGAAAUGAAUGGCGCUCUCAAGUAAUAGUGGAGGAAGGAGCACUGGAUCACUCAUUAUCUUGAAGGUGGUAGGAGUUAGAAUGAACUCAGAAAUACAUGCUGAAAUUGUCUGUCUUUGGAAAAUGAUGUAGGUCUGUUAAAUAGCAGACUGAUACUCGCAGCAGUUGCUUUUUUCAAAGUUACUUAAUUUCUCCCUCUCAUUAGUUGCUGCUUUUAUUCAUUAGCAGUUUUAGCUGCUGUCCAAAUCUGAGUUUGAAAGUAAGUGGUGAUGGUGCUUUGUUUUUACUCCUUUGCAAGCCCAAAAUGAUGCAUUUUAUCCUUAUUUCUGUCCGAAGGAUUCUGGAUUUCUUAUACCAGGCAUUGACCAGUGAUUGCCCAUUUCCUAUAGAAAAACCUGUUGGUUUUCUUACUCCAGAUGCCAAAUCUCAUUAAUACAGCAAAACUUAAAAUAGUUUACUGUAACCAAUUUUUCAUAUAAAAGAUUAUUAUGGCUACAAUAUCACAUUGAAAAGCACAAAUACAACAAAACUAUCUCAGUAUGAGAUUAUGAGGAGAUAUAUCAAACUAAACUGUUUGGGCUCUAAAGAAAAAAUCUGUUGUACAGUGAAGGUCUAGUACUCAUUGAGUGUUCUACAUAAGAUUCAACAUAGGAAUGCACUACAUGAAGGCAUGCAUAAAAUAUGCAAUAUAUGUGCUCUGUGCAUCUUUUAUCAAGAGUUAAGAUUUAAAAAAUCUUUUUGUACUUGGAUUCACUGCUGCCCAUUAAUAUUUAG